AUGCCCAAGCAAGUCGAUAUCAUACUUGGCCGGUACUGGCUCAAAAGUGGAGUCCGUGGCCGCAUAUCCCUUGUUCUCCGCCCUGUGCAAUUUCUCUUCGCUAUGAUCGUUGCCGUCCUGUACGGCAUCGAUCUAGCCCAUGCGACAAACACAAACAACACCGCCCCAGCGGAGUGGGUGUAUGCUGAAUUAGUUGUCGCCUUAUCUGCCAUCACCUGCGUUGUGUAUUUCUUUAUUCCUGUCAUCCACGCUGCGUGGUCAACUUGGGAUGGGAUUUUAUUUGUCUUCUGGCUCGCCCAAACGGGUGUUUUCGGAAAUAUCUACAUCUCCGGCACGCUAGACGAGAACUACAAGCAUGCCAGUUCGUCCAUUCCUCGAAUGCGCUCUGCUGUCUGGAUUGACCUGAUCAACAUGUUGUUAUGGCUUUUCACCUUCAUCCUGGGUAUCAGUUGUUGUUGCCGUACCCGGAAUUCCGGACGUCAAGGAGACGAGCUGGGCAGUAACAAAGACUACUUGAUGAAAAACGACGAAGAAAAAUGUCUUGACGACAGCAAAGACGACUUGAUCACAAAUUAUGAGAAAGAGUGUGCUCCACCAGAAUACAAGGAGAACCCUGAUGAGGAUUUGGCUGCUAGUCUUGCUGCCGCUGAAAAGAAAGUUCAUCAAUCGGACUAG
Messenger RNA from Penicillium manginii, 675 nucleotides. RefSeq names its product MARVEL domain-containing protein. The transcript has a single exon. The record is from RefSeq and is a predicted model, not a curated record. Lineage: Eukaryota; Fungi; Ascomycota; Eurotiomycetes; Eurotiales; Aspergillaceae. Bases 1 to 675 code for a protein of 224 amino acids.